Messenger RNA from Panonychus citri (citrus red mite), 3349 nucleotides. Its product is annotated as homeobox protein 2-like. The transcript has a single exon. The record is from RefSeq and is a predicted model, not a curated record. Bases 719 to 3274 code for a protein of 851 amino acids. NCBI's taxonomy places the organism in Eukaryota, Metazoa, Arthropoda, Arachnida, Trombidiformes, Tetranychidae.
AAAAAAUUAGGCCAAGAGGAAGCCAAUUAUCAAUUGGAAUAUAAAAAAAUUACAAUUCCAAGAAAAAGAAAAAGUUUUCACUUUCACACGAUUUUUAUUCUUAUCUUUUAGUAAAUAUUAUCAUUCAAUCAUCAUCAUCAUCAUCAUCAAAAUAUUAACCAUAAUCAUGAUUAUUAUUAUAAUAAUUAUCGAUUCUAAUAUUUCUCAGAAGAAGAACAAUUAGAAGAAAAAAGAAAAAACUGAGAAUAACUUUUUCCACAAUCAAAUAUAUUGACCUGUGUCCAUUCAGUUCUAAUCUCCUCUCAAUGGGCCUCGUUGUGAACGACGAAUCAUUCCCAUUCUUACAGACGCAGUUGUUUUCAACGAUCGUUUUCAUUUAAGGUCAAUUCAAGUAAAACUGGUUCCAUUUCAGCGUCAGCUGCCUCUUUCUAUUUAGUCUUUCGAAUAUAUUUUCCAUCAUCUUCUCUCUCACCUUCUCUCUCAGUCUCCCUCAUCUUUACAUUGACUCAGUUGAAAUCAAUGAAUUGGAUUCUCAGGAAAAACUAAGAAAAACAAAAAAUUAUUCCGUUUCAAUUGUGAUUAAUUGUGAUUAUUUGAUGCUCAUUGUAAAUCGAUAUCAUCAAAAAUCAAUUGAAUUUGGUUGAUUAACCAUAAUGAUAACUAACAAUUUAGUAUCUUGUGUUCAUUCAAAUAAUCAAUUGAUUAGUUUACAUUGAGAAUGUUAUCAACAUCAGUUUUAUCGUUUUCAAAUAAACUUCCUUUAUCAUCAUCAUCAUUGAUCAACGAUGAUGAUGAUGAUGAUAAUAAAAAUUUUCCACUGCGAUAUCGUUCAUCACCCGGAAGUGUCCAUCAAAGUCGCGUUUCUCAUCCCGUCGCCAAAUCUCAACGUGCAAAUGGCCGUAAACGUUUCCAAAGUCAAAAUGGUAACCAUGUAAGUGAAAAUUCAUCAACUACAAGUGACUCGUUAGGAUCAAUCAUUUCGAGUGUCAAAGUUAAAUAUCUUGGAGUGAUUAGCGCCUCAGGCAGGUCAUCAGCUAUUCUCAAUAAAGGUCUAACAGCAAUUCAAUCAGAAUUAGUUGAUUUAUACACAAUCGCCCAAAGAAAAUAUGUCACCAGUAUUACCAAUGGUGUCCAUUCAUCAAGCUAUCAAAUGAUUGAAGUUUGUAACUAUGGUGUUGUCAUCGCUGAACCUGAUCCAUCAUCUCGGACAACAUUAUCGGUCGCUGGUCAAUCAAAUUUAACUGACCCUAACAGGAUUGUUGUAACCAAAGUAAUAACACCAUUGUCCAAUAUUGUCCUUUGGGCGGGCAUCAGGUUCAAUUGUCGACCAUUGAAAAUAAAUGGUCGCCAUCGGUCAGGAGCCGCUUUUAUCCCGUUAUCAUGUUCAUCGGCGAUCAUGAAACAAUCAGCUUACACUCCAUUAACUAAUCAACGGUCAAGAUUUCUUUCAUCGCUCAAACAUCCGCCAUUAUUUCUGUGUGUCCUUCGCAAAGUAUCAGCACCUAAAAUCUUUGAAUGUCACUUGUUUGCAUGUUGUAGUGUCGAGGAUGCGAUCAACUUAUCGUCAAAUUUAUCGGACGUUCAAAAUGGUAUCUUGAAGGUCGGUAGCCCAUCGAUCCCAAUAUCUAGUGAUUUACCUUCGUAUUCAUUUACAUCGUUUGAUGAAAUUGCUUCUCGAACAUCAUCAAGACAAUUGUCAUCUUCGGCCACUUCAGGUGAUCAUCAUCAUAUCGCUUUGAACAAUCAUCGAACAAGAAAUCAAUGUCCAUCAGUAUUAACUGAUAGAACUUCUCGUUUAACCGUUAGUACAGAUGAACGACCUGCUACUCGAUAUUCUCGAGGGUCAAAUUCAUCGAACAUCAACAACAAUAAUAAUAAUAAUCGACAUGAAGUGUUCAAUUAUCGCCGUGAAUUAGGAAUGAGACCUUGGCCUUCAUCGGUUGCACCAAAAUUGAGUGAAUCGACCGUUAAUCAACUAAGAUUUAAUGGUAAACGAAAUGUUCAACCAACUAAAUCAACUGAUCAACUGUCUCAUAAUUCAUCAUCAUCGUUUUAUUCAUUGUGCCAAGCGUGUUCAAUUAAUGGACAAUCAGUAAAAACUGAACAAUUAAAAUGUGAUAGUAGGAAAAAUUUAAACCAUAAAAAUGAUAUUAAUCCAAUUGAGACAAACAAUUACAAUGGAUAUUUAGUUCAUCUUAAUUAUAAUGAUAAAUCAAAUGGUAUAAAUCAUAAUUAUACCAAGAAAACCCACCAGAUUGUACAUAACAAUUUACCAAAUCAUAAACAAUUAAUGAAUGGACAUCAAAUUAGUCCCAAAGUGCCAACAUUUAGUGAAGACGAAAGUUCCAGUAUUUUGAGUAAAUUUGGUCGCAGAGGUGAACGAUUAGUUAAUUGUCCUGGUGUUAAAUUGAAAACUUCACCAACUUUUAGACAAUUUCUUCCUAAUUCUAAUCUCAAUGGAUUAUCAGAUGGAUUAGAUGAUGACGAUGACGAUUUAACUUGCAGUUUUCCAUCGAGCGAAUUAAAUGAGGGAGAUGGACUGUUAACUUUCGUUGAAGAGGAUUUACUCUCGAAUCCAAUUAAUCCACCAAUGGUUCAAAUCGACAAACACCAAUUACCUCGCUGGUCGACUAUUGAUCAACCGUUAUCCGUUUAUCCUCUUAACUUUCAUCAUCGAACUGAUUUUAAAUCUCGAAUAGCAUCAUCUUCAUCUUCGAACAGUUUAUUUAGACGAUUAGGACGAUGGAAAUUACGAUCAUGGGUUCGAAAAAGUUUCAAUCUUAAGUUUAGAAGGAAAAAGAAACGAAAUCGAAUGGACCUUUUCGUUGAUCGUGAUCUUCGAUAUUUAUCUUUAGCCGAACCAUUGGAUUAUGUUGGUGGAAAUAAAUUAGCUCUCGACGGGAAUAAACGAUUACAAUUAAACGAGAAUGAUGAUCAAGGUAAAGGUCAUUUCCUCGGAAUGGAGACAAUUAAUAAUAAUAACGUUAAUUACAAUUCGAGGGUCACUUUACCAGAGACAAUCGGGAUAAUUGGAACUCAAGAACUUCCCGAGGAGCGAAAUGGUUUAGAAACGUUGAAACAGUUAAUCGAUAGAAGAAAAAAUCAAUCCAAUUAUCAAAUUGAUUCUCUACUUAACACAAAUAUUAAACGAAUUAAUAAUAAUAAAACUAAUGGUAAAAUUAAAUCCGAUGGAAGAAAAUUAAAGUCCCAAUCAAAUGGAGAUCAAAGUUUAUCACAAAUCGAUCUAAUUAAUGAGCUUGGUUAUCUUCCUUAAUUGUAAAUUCGCAAACUGUUUAAUCAUCAUAAAGAAUAAUCUAAAUAAAUCAUAUUGAUAAAUUACCUAAGAGAA